UACAUCCAUGAGCUAGGAUGCUUGUUUCGAAGACGGUCGCGGUUAUAAUGUAGACAUACCAUGGAGUUUACUUAUCAUUUCGUGUUGGUAGUCUUCUGCGUGUCAGUAGUGAGAUCUUCUAUUUACUCCAAUUUAAAGGAAAACUUACUGUCUUAUCUAAAAAGUGUUCACAAAUCCACUCCGCUUCCUCAGCAAGAGGGCCAAAUUGAAGUAGCUCAACCAAGUCUCGACGGAAUCGGAGUGAAGGUUCAAAACCCGACAUUGCUUCAAUUUGUUCGAGUUGAACCGAAGAAGGAAUCAGUAAAUGAUGAUUUGCGUAUUACGCUAGAAACUGACGACCAGAACAUUGAAGACGCAAACGUAGAUGACAGUAACCCCUUGCAAUCGAAACAAGAUGGAAUAGACACUGGAACAGAAAGAAUCCAGCAAUGGGCAACAAAACCCUCGCUGCAACAGAAGAAAGAUGUUAGUUUUGAUUUAAACAACGCUGUACGCGAUCUAGUUAUUAGUCAAUUACAUUUGACGGACGAUCCUAAGGAUUCAGAGGUCGCUAAAAUCAAGUCAAACAUUUUGAAGAAUGCCAAGAAACGUAAAGGUCGACUAAAUAAGAAACUUGAUUCUCCUACAGUAGAGGCAGGGCCGAAAUUAGGUUCAGAGAUUUUUCAGUUAGAUCCGGUGCUAAAUAUGUUGCGAAGUCAGAACUAUCGGAGACAGAAGGAUAAGGAUGAAGAUUCCGACGAUGAUUCAGGGAGUUCCGAGAGGGACUUAAUGGACUGGAAAGAUGAGUUUAAGCAAGAUUGGUUGCAUAAAAAGUACGAAGCGUUGAAUCAAACUAGAGCCAAAGGAGAUUCUGUCAACAUGGUUGCUGCUAGGCCCUGGGGCGUGCAUUGUGGUGAUCCGGGGCAGCACGACCUGCCGUGGGGCACCUGCAUGCUGGCGAUGGAGUGUGAGCCAGAAUUCCGUAUCUACCGAGGGGACAUCUUCUGUGGACGGACACAGUUCGUCUGCUGCUCGCUACAGGUUACCACCUAUGACAUGUACCAAGGCUUCGAUGUCUCAUUUGACGACAAGAGUUUGAGUACGGAUACAGAAGAAAAGAAGGCACAAAAGAAAGAUUCUGCAGAAGAAAGAAAAAAGAAAGAGGCGAAAGACAAGAAGAAGCGUAAGGAGGCUCGGGGCAAACGUGUGAAAAAGAUAAAGAAAACUAUAGCGAAAGUCACCAAGGAAAUUGUAAAGAUAUUAGAUAAGGUGUAUAAAAACGGGACUAAAGCAAGGAAGAAGAGGACAAAGCAACUGAAGAAAUUCAUUAAGGCUUUGAAGAAGCAGUUCAAGAAGGAUCGCCUGGCGGUGAAAGAUGUUCAUGAGAAAGAUAUGGUACACCUUGAUAAUAGACUGUUGUUGAAAUUGAACCAAAUAAGGGAAUUGAAUCAGAACUUUAUGAAAAAUGAGACGUUUAGGGAGAUAGUGGUGAAUGGCACGCUUACGAAGCAAGGUGCUAGGAUGCUGGUUGAGGCUUACCCGGAGCUUGAUGCAUUUAUGAAUAAGCCCAAAGACGGGCGCCGCGCGCCACAAGACGAUGCGUUGGAGUACGACAUAGAGUAUGGCUUUAUGUAUUAUUGA
Messenger RNA from Pectinophora gossypiella (pink bollworm), 1620 nucleotides. RefSeq lists its product as uncharacterized. Lineage: Eukaryota; Metazoa; Arthropoda; Insecta; Lepidoptera; Gelechiidae. The record is from RefSeq and is a predicted model, not a curated record. The transcript is spliced from 2 exons. The coding region runs from base 61 to 1620 and encodes 519 amino acids.